AUGGUGGUGUACAGACCCAUUGCAGCGGCUACAGCGAAUCGUCCAGCAGCAUUCAGCCGGCCAGUUAUUGGGAAGGUCCUACAGCGCCCAGCCUACAGGCUUCCAAGAACCGCUGCUCAAGCCCCAGCUCCAGCUCCAGCAGAGAGCAGCCCACCUCUUGCAGAAGAGGUUCAAGAUGAGGUAGAGGACGAAACGUUUGCCCAGCUGGAUGACGCAGAUACCGGCAUUGAUGAGCCACUGCCGCAGGACGACGAGGAGGUCUUGGAGGAGGAAGUCUUGGAUCUCGAGGAGCCUGUGCCGGAGAACGACGAGGUCCCUGAAGUCGAGGUGGAGGCUGAAGCGCUGCCUGCGCGUGAGGAUGAUCUGGACGUGGAGGAUGUGGCAGAAGACAUGCGCGAGGCAGUGCAAGGCAGUAUACAGCUCCGACGUAUGCUCUCUGGCAGCGAAGGAGACGAGCCUGCUGCAAAGAAGCGCAAGACUGACGUGGCACCGGAUUUAGAUCCAGAGAAGGCAAAGCUUCUGGCUCGAUGGGGGUUGUCGGCUGAGCGAGCGGUGCGGUACGUGAUGCAGGCGGCAGCAAUUGAGGAAGUUCGCAAGGUGAUGCAAACCGGUUGGAGGCCUGUUGCCUGGGCGCCUCGAGCUGAUGGAACUCAUAAGACGGCUGCGGAGCAACUCAAUGAGACAAUCUUGAAGUUCCGAGAGGACUUGUAUGGGCCUGCUCGCGGAAAUCAAGUGGACGUGGUCACGGCCUUUGCUCGGAGGUGGGAACUCCCGGCUGCGGACAUUGCGGCCUUGCGGAAGCUCUCGCAUAAGGACUUACGGCACGUCAUGAAGGAGUUCGAUGGCACAUCAUCGGUUGCCCAGCUGUCAGAUGAAGCGUCGCUGCUGGUGCCUGUGGAGGAGGCGGAGAAGACCGAAGACGCAGCCGCUGAGAAGCCGGGCUUGCUGACAUGCAGCAGGCUUUCCAAUGCGUUUCUCCUUCAGAAGCUGUUUGGGAGGGUGGGAGAUGCCAACUUGACUUUUUCUUACCUGCUGGCGCAACAUCGUGAGGCGCUCGGUCAUGUUGGCCGCAUCGUGGCAACUACCUUCGAGACCAUAGAAGUCCUCAGAGACUUGCGCAAUACGUUUUCUGAACCUGACCGAGAGCGAUAUGGCGAGAUUGAGCACACUGUCAAGGAGUUCCCUUUCGAGCUUGAAGACAGGCAUGCGGAAGUGCUGCACAACGUGGAUGCCACACGUCUUGCCGUUGACCCACGCUUCCAGGCAAAGAUGCAUGCAGAUAGCAAUGCAGUGCCGACCAGAACGAACCAAGUGACCAUGCAGCUAAUCAAGCAGAAGCGGGUGCGAAUUCCAGCAUGUGGAGACAAUGCCCUUCCUGGAGUGGAGCUUGAGGCUGCUGUUUUGCAGCUUUUGCUUAUCGGUCUUACCAUCGGUCUUAUGGUGACAGGCGGGACUCCAAUCGACGACCGGACGAAAAGGUCACCGGAAAAUUACCGCUGCCAAUCCAAGGGCUCCGACAUGGUUUACACAUUUCGGUAUGAACCCAGUGGAAGCACUCCGCCCAAGGCACUCAUCAGGAGGCCUCCCACGAAAGAUGACCUGUUCCUCUCGAAAGAGGGUAAGAUGCCAUCAAGCGCAGAGCAAAAGCGGCGGAGGUUGGAGGAAAUCUACGAGCUCUUUCUCACUUACGUCCAAGGACUUGUAGCUGCAUUCACCAAGCAGGCCAAAGCAGCCAAGGCAGGCCACCAGGCUUUGAGCAUGGUUGAGCUAGGCAUGCCUACCGCAGCGAGGAUGGUCUUCAUGCCGGCUGGCUGCCAAGUGGGAGUCCUUCAAGCACUGCUAGGCCGAUUAGCUUUGGAUACUCAAUCCGAGGAACGCAUAGCCGCACUUUGGCGCCCGUCUUCCCUGGCGGGGGCACUGCAGCUGGCACAGGUAGCCUCCAUGCUGCAGAUCGAGGAGAUCAUGCCGGAGCUCGUCACUCUGAUUUCACAGCAGGCAAUGGCAAGUGGAGCAGACGCAGCAGAGUUGGAGGCUGCAUGCCAGCGAUUGCAGUCCGAAGCCCAGGUCAUCAGGACGCAGAUCAACCGCCAGACAGACCACCUGCCUAGACGUCCAACUAUUUACGAAGUCGAGAUUCCCUUUAAGAAGCAAAUGCAUGGACGUAUCAAGCUUCAGGAUGUGGGAGACCGCGGGGUUGAGGUCCUCCGUCGGUACGCAGAGGCCCGGCGCGAAAAGCUGCCUCUGAGGGUCAUACUAGUUCGACACGGCCAAUCAGAAGGGAACCUUGACAAAUCACUCUUCAAGACGAAGGGCGACAACCUCAUGGAACUCACUGAGCUGGGGAGCAGACAAGCAAAAGCCGUGGGUAAGCGCGUCAAGCAGGUCGUGCGUGAUGAGAAAGUCUUCUUCUAUGUUUCUCCUUUCCAACGAACGUUGCAAACGGCCAGAAACAUGAUUUUCUCUGCUUUCGAUCCUCACCAGGUUGUGGAUGUCUCUGUGGAUCCCAGGAUACGUGAGCAAGAAUUUGGGAACUUGCAAGGUGACAACUUCGUCGGGCUGAGAGAAGAAAGUACUAAGAUCCGAAGAUUUUGGUAUCGGUUUCCAACCGGCGAAAGCGGGGCGGAUGUCUAUGACCGUACGCGACAGUGGUGGGACUCGAUGAUGAGCAGACACCUGAUGGAAGACAGCGGCGCAAGUUCCAUUAUCGUUGUUACGCAUGGGCUGACCAUGCGCUUGAUCCUGAUGCAACUAUUUCACUGGUCGCCAAACACCUUCCACACGGUCUGGAAUCCGGACAACUGCGCGAUGUAUGUUCUAAAAAAGAACAUGUCAAGCUCCGCCCAUUAUCCUUAUUUCGUGGAUGAGAUGGAGGGCGACCGCCUCAUGUCAUCGAUAGAUCUUGUUGUCACGUUUCACGACAACUCCACGAAAAAGUUGACAUUGGUUGACUACCUAUCCAUCCCACCCCCCCGGACGCUUCAACUUCCGGCCGUCAAGCAACUUCUUGCUGAGCAGUUCGGCUUCGAUCCGCUUGACAUCAAGGGCAUUGACUUUUACAACGGACUCUUCCAGCGGUUCCAGUGA
This is a messenger RNA of Symbiodinium pilosum, 3084 nucleotides long. The record is from the annotation of a GenBank genome assembly. NCBI's taxonomy places the organism in Eukaryota, Dinophyceae, Suessiales, Symbiodiniaceae.